This is a messenger RNA of Thunnus maccoyii (southern bluefin tuna), 1481 nucleotides long. It is a transcript of the gene coq5, whose product is annotated as coenzyme Q5, methyltransferase. The coding region runs from base 55 to 1029 and encodes 324 amino acids. Gene Ontology annotation, biological process: ubiquinone biosynthetic process. The record is from RefSeq and is a predicted model, not a curated record. Gene Ontology annotation, molecular function: methyltransferase activity. NCBI's taxonomy places the organism in Eukaryota, Metazoa, Chordata, Actinopteri, Scombriformes, Scombridae. The transcript has 7 exons.
CUGUCGCGUGUGAAUGACGACAGACUGACGGGCAAUUGAAUAACCACGGUCAACAUGGCGGUGUCCAUGAGACAGCUGGUCCGGAGGGUGAUCCGUCUCUCCAACAGAAAUAUUAACGUUACAGCAGGUGGAGUUUCGGGUCGGUCCGGUUGCUGCUGGGGACCGUCGUCUUGUCGUUGUUUCAGCGACAGAAACACGCAUUUUGGCUUCGAGACUGUGCCAGAGGCAGAGAAGGCGAAGAGAGUGUAUAAGGUGUUUGAGAAUGUGGCCCAGAAGUAUGACAUCAUGAACGAUGCCAUGAGUCUGGGGAUUCAUCGACUGUGGAAGGACGCGCUGCUGCACGUCAUGAACCCACAGCCUGGUGCACGACUACUGGAUGUGGCAGGCGGAACGGGUGACAUUUCUUUCCGUUUCCUGGAGUACGUUCGUUCUCAACAAGAGCGCCAGAAGCGGCGGGUGGCGAGGACCAUGCAGACGCCUUCGUGGCAGGACAUUUCCAACAACUACUCCAACGAGGACAAGGAAGGGCCCCAGGAAUCCAGAGCGGUGGUGUGUGACAUCAACAAGGAGAUGCUGAAAGUGGGCAAGCAGAAAGCCGACAGCACGGGCAUCAGUGCUGGUCUGUCGUGGGUGGUGGGGGAUGCAGAGGAGCUGCCCUUUGAUGAUGACCAGUUUGAUAUUUACACCAUCGCCUUCGGCAUUCGCAAUGUCACUCAUAUAGAUCAGGCGCUACAGGAGGCUCUGCGGGUCCUGAAGCCUGGCGGCAGGUUCCUGUGCUUGGAAUUCAGUAAAGUGACAAAUCCUGUGUUGGCAAGGCUUUAUGACACUUACAGUUUCCAGGUAAUUCCAGUUUUGGGAGAGGUGAUUGCUGGAGACUGGAAGUCCUAUCAGUAUUUGGUAGAGAGCAUCCGCAAGUUCCCCGACCAGGAGGAGUUUAAAUCUAUGAUUGAAGAUGCAGGUUUCUACUGCGUGCAGUAUUACAACCUCACUGGCGGUGUGGUGGCUCUUCACUCUGGUUUCAAGCUGUGAGAUGAACUUCUAAAACCUCCAAAUGAGCAAAUACACUGACUCUGUGUUUCAGGCUUUUCCGCCUGUAUGACAAACUGUCUGCAGGGUUCUCAGACAUAUCAUAGAGCAAGAAGCCUCAGCUCCUCUCCGCAGAUGUCACUGCACGACGGCAGAAAAUCUGAGCUUUGUGGACAUAUUUAUUACUUGUAAACUGUACUUUUUACCAUUAUUAAUAUAAAGAAUUUCAAACUAAAUUUGUAUUUGGUGUAUCAGUGGUAAGACAAUUGCCAAGUAACUUAAGUUUGAAGUUUUUUUUUCCGGUAACCUACAUUUUGGUAAUAAAUAAAACCUACAAAAGGUUUAUAACUACAUCAAACAACAGCUGAUGACUUGUGGAAAUAACGCUGAAUGUAAAUAAUGUAAAAGGAGGACACCACAACAUGAGUUACUUGAAUAAAACUGUAUAUUUUACA